Messenger RNA from Mercenaria mercenaria, 3777 nucleotides. RefSeq lists its product as uncharacterized. The record is from RefSeq and is a predicted model, not a curated record. The transcript has 6 exons. Lineage: Eukaryota; Metazoa; Mollusca; Bivalvia; Venerida; Veneridae. Bases 1 to 3777 code for a protein of 1258 amino acids.
AUGUCUGGCCGUGUAAGCGAUUCCAAUACGAAUUCUGGUGAUGAAUGUAAGCGGAGAUGUAAAGCUGCUGGUUACAGAUACGCUGGCACAGAGGUGUGUCGCUACAGAGACAGUUUAUAUUACUCAAAAGAAAUGGAGCUGGACUCGAGUACAGGUCUUGAAAUCAACAGUGCACUCAUCAAUGUGUUCAAGGAUGACUAUAUUGUAACGUCGAAAGAUGAAGCUUUAGUUCAUGCAGAUGUUAUUGCUGCACUCAGUGAGGAAGCAAAAUAUCUAGAGCAAAAGAUAACUUCGUGCCAGGAAACUAACCAAAGUGAAAAAGAAAUUGAAGAUGAAGAAGUUCACGUAAAAAAGAGAAGAUUUGAUUCGAUACUAAAAGAAUCCUUACAGGCAGUACUUUUGCCGCAAGAGUCUAAAGUAGAACGACUAGAGCCAGGUAUUUCUGGACAAGAAGUGCCAGCGAAGAAAAGAAGACUUGUAUCGACGAUAUACGGACAUUCGUAUGCAAUCAAUAUGCCUACAGAGUCUGACGCAGGACAAGAGCCGACUGCGUCCUAUCGAACUGAUCAUUCAGUUGAGGAUAUAGAGGACUACAAGACCCAACUUGAAAAGAUCAAGACACUUAUUUCAGUUCACAGAGAGAAAAUGGCUUACAUUGAUAGUAAAAUUGAUAUACAGAAGCGGUUAGUAAAACUUUACUGGGAGAAUUGUGUUAAGGUACCUGCCUUACCUAUACAACCAGAAGAGAAUCAAAAGGAUGUCGGCGACGUGUACGUUGAACCUUGGAUGACCAUUAUAGAGGAAGAUGAUCCGUCAAGAAAGACCAGUGAAGUGAAGGAGAGAGAAAUCUCGUCAUUUUUUGAAGUCUUCCAGGAAGGCGGUAAGCCUAUCAAAACGGUUUAUGUUCUUGGCGAAGCGGGCACAGGAAAAAGUACGUUUUGUAAAAGUUUGGUGCAUAAAUGGUGCAAAGUGCAUACAGAUGGGGGAUAUUACAUAGGUGAGGACAAACGAAUCAUAAAAAGGUUCGAAUUCUUGUUUUUUAUUUUACUCCGUCACCAUUUAGACAAGCAAACUAUUGAAAUGAUGCUAGACAGCCAAUUUCGUCAUCCUGUAUUACAGAAAAUACUGGAUAUUGAAUCAGAUAAAUGCCUUAUUUUACUUGAUGGCCUUGAUGAAUGGAUUCCAAAAUCGUUAUCUCAUUCACAGAUGGAAACAAAAGGAUUACCAGCUAGGGAUAACGCUAAGGACUACACCGUCGUUACAACAUCUAGGCCGUGGAAAAUUGGGUUACUUGGAAUGACAACAAAUCAAAUACACAAGAAAGUAAUGCUUCGGGGGAUUGACAGAAGUGCAACAAAGAUACUCAUAGAGAAAACAAUCAAACUGCUGAAUGCAACUUUUGAAGAGGACAGAAGUCCGGAAAAAUUUAUCAAAUACUUGAAAACGAGUCCUUUGUCAGACAUACGGCAUAUCCCCAUAUUAUUAGAGCAGUUGAUUUGCCUAUGGUAUGAAAACAAUGACUUAUCAAAAUCUUCCAGGUGUACUUUAUAUAAUGGUAUGCUAGAACUUCCGUUCAAAUGGUUUGAUCAGAGACAGCGCGAGAAACUUGAGUCUAAUCAUGGAUCAGAGAUAAAGGGUCGAUCAGAGACAAAGGAUCUUCUGUCUUUGCCAAGUCCACAUGAAUUAGAUAAAGAGAGAAUAUACCCUGAUUACAGGAAUACAAUAGAUAAUGCAUCAAAGUUAGCGUUUGAGUUACUGUUCAAACAACGACAAGAAAACACCCUUUCCUUUGACAUCCAAACUUGCAAACGUCUGCAAAUACCAUUGGAUGUCUUAAAGAUCUGUGUAAAUAUUGGAAUUCUCUCGGAAGAGAAAACUAUUGGUUUUACUUCUGGUGGACAAAAUGAGUCGUCGUUUUCUUUUGUUCAUAAAUCAAUCCAAGAAUUUCUUACAGCUGUACAUAUUGCAGCUAUUUUUAAAACAUAUUCGCUACCUGCGUCAGAGCGGGAGGAAACAAUGUCUUCACUACCCAUGCCAGAACAAGAGUAUUCGACGUCACUUAGUCAUAUAUCGGAACUUGAUGAUACAACAUGUCAACGUCCUGUAUCAGGGCAGGACAUAGCACCCCUACAUCCUGCGUCAGAGAUGCAAAAUAUAAUGAAUCAACAUCUAAGUUCAGAGCGAGAGGAUAUUACGUUUCAACACCCAGAUUUGCAGCUGGAGAUGAUAACAACUCCACAUAAUGUCUCAAAGAGAGAUAAUAUAACGUCUACGCAAACUGGUUCGGAGCGAGAGGAAAUAACGUGUUCACAUUCAGGUUCACAGCGGGAGUACCUAGCGUCUCCAAAUACUGGUUCAAUGAAAGAGAAUAAAACGUCUCCACAUUUAAGUUCUCUGAAGGAUGAUAUACCGUCUAUGUAUACUCGUUCGGAACGAGAUACAAUGUCUUCACAUCUUCGUUCGAAGACAGAAGAUAUGUCGGGGCGGGAAUAUACAGGGUGGUCAGAUGUUUGCGAAGACUUCAUACACAAGUAUUGUGCUCGAAUCAAAACCAUAGAAAACAUUUUAGAGAUGGCAAAUGUUUUCGUGUUUUUGUCAGGGCUACAGCCAAGACUUGCUACUUAUAUUUCGAAAUAUAUAUACAAUGCUGCUAAUCGAAGCACGCUUGUAGUUCAGCACAGAAAGACAUUAGAUGACUGUGCCUUUUUAUAUGACAUCCAAAGAUGUAUAUCCGGUUGUUGUGACGAAGCAAACUCAAAUGCAACAUGUUUUCGACAUGCUAUCUAUUUGGGAGAUUGUUUUCUUGAUGAUUCGGAAUCAGUUCUGCAAAGUCGACUGAAUAGUAAAACUGUACAGCAUGUUAUUCCUGACAGUAUUGCAUCUUUGUCUGUUUCAUUUUCUCGGGCUUGUGCGUUACAUGGAGGGAGUUCAAAAUGUGAUACCUGCAUAUUACUGACUCAUUUCUUAUCAUGUCGCCGACUGACAAAAUUAGCACUGAAUGAUAAAAGAUUGCAAACAGACGAUGGACAUAUACAGCUGGUUAAAGAAAUACUAGAGACGAAUUUACAAAGUUUACAGGCGGUUUCAGUGGACUAUAUCUUGGGAGUAAAGUUUUGCUUGAAAGGUAUGGAAUCAUUUAAACCUUUGAUAGCAUCUAUUCCAAAUGUGAAUCAACUGACCUCGUUAAGAGUGCACGGUAUCAACCUGCCACAUGAUCAGUGUGAUAUUCUUACAUCAUAUCUGGCAGACCAGGUUCGUUUACAAGAGUUAUCUCUCGAUAUAGUGUGUGAGGGUAAAGAUAACCACGAGAUCGAUAUGUCAACGCACAACACUCUUCAGUAUCUGGAAAUUGGAGACGGCUUUACAGUAAAGAAUGUUUACACAGAACAUGAUAUGACAGUGAAGUUUAAGAUUAAAUGGUCAGAUGAUUCGUCUAUCAACCGACUGUUUCUUAUUCUGGAAUCAGUCAAACUGAAAUAUGUCAGUUUAUGGGGAAACCGUGAUGAAUUUUCCAUAUCUCAAUUUGUCACGCAUAAACUGCGUUCACUCUUUGCAGUGUCGAACUAUCUCUGUGCUAUUGAACUUGACAGUCUUGAAAUAACUGACAAUGUCCUGACACUCCCAUUUCGAUUGGUCAGCCUCAAACGCAUUGACCUUUCUGUGGUCACUAUGACAAAUAAGACGUGGAUGGCAUUUAUUGACAGUCUUCAUAGCAUACCAAAUGUCGUUCAUGUGAAAGUGCUAGGUUUGGCCAUGUUUGGUGACGAUUUAGAGUGA